This is a messenger RNA of Coffea eugenioides, 1781 nucleotides long. Its product is annotated as dolichyl-diphosphooligosaccharide--protein glycosyltransferase 48 kDa subunit-like. The transcript has 13 exons. NCBI's taxonomy places the organism in Eukaryota, Viridiplantae, Streptophyta, Magnoliopsida, Gentianales, Rubiaceae. Bases 213 to 1532 code for a protein of 439 amino acids. Gene Ontology annotation, cellular component: endoplasmic reticulum membrane; oligosaccharyltransferase complex. The record is from RefSeq and is a predicted model, not a curated record.
CUUUAGUGAAUUUGGAAACAUGCUCAGCUGGUGGCGGUGGCGGUGGCGGUGGCGCUGCUGUUUUGCGACUAUAACGGAAGGAGGAGGAAUUUUCCCAUAGAAUGAGAAAGAGUCUGCGGAAGACUGGAAGCUCUGAACUUGAGCAGAGCUGAGUGUAGUCUCCGAUAAUCCCUAGUACAGUUCCGAUAUUAGUUAUAACAACCACAAUAAUAAUGUCGCUCGUUUUUAGAAUAUUAGUUCUGCUCGGCAUUGCAAUUCCAUUUCUGGCGAUUCUCUGCCACUCGUUCUCCCUAGAAAACCCCACCGAUCGCCGGGUUUUGGUUUUGGUCGAUGACUUAGCGAUUAAAUCCUCCCACUCUCUUUACUUUAAAUCUCUUGAGAACCGAGGGUUCCAACUGGACUUCAAACUCGCCGGUGACCCCAAGAUCGCUUUACACAGAUAUGGCCAGUACUUAUACGACGCGCUCAUCCUCUUCUCUCCUUCCAUCGAACGAUUUGGUGGGUCAAUUAAUACCGCUGCAAUCAUGGAUUUUGUUGAUGCUGGUCAUGACUUGAUUCUUGUGGCUGAUGAAUCUGCCUCUGAUCUGAUUCGAGAGGUUGCCACAGAAUGUGGAGUCGAUUUUGACGAGGAUCCAGGAGCUGUGGUUAUUGACCACAUUAACUAUGCUGUUUCAACUACGGAUGGAGAUCAUUCUCUAAUUGCUGCUGAUGAUUUCAUCAAAUCCAGUAUCAUCUUGGGAAGCAACACUAUAGAGGCCCCUGUACUUUUUCAAGGUAUCGGCCAGAUGGUGAAUCCUUCCAAUGACUUGGUUUUGAAGGUUCUUUCAGCAUCUCCCUCAGCAUAUUCAGCAAAUCCAAAAUCUAAGUUAUCAAAUCCUCCGGCAAUCUAUGGAUCUGCCAUCUCUUUGGUUUCAGUCGUGCAGGCCAGAAAUAAUGCUCGGAUAUUGAUCUCUGGCUCAUUAAAAAUGUUCAGCAACCAAUUCUUCAGAUAUGGGGUACAGAAAGCUGGAAGUCCGACUAAACAUGACAAAUCUGGAAAUGAGCAGUUUUUGACUGAAAUUAGCAAAUGGGUGUUCCAUGAAAGAGGUCAUCUAAAGGCUGUUAAUGUAAGACAUCACAGAGUUGGGGAGGUUGAUGAACCUUCUAUGUACAGGAUCAAUGAUGACCUGGAAUACUCUGUUGAGAUCUUUGAGUGGACUGGAGCGAAUUGGGAACCAUAUGUAGCAGAUGAUGUUCAAGUUCAGUUUUACAUGAUGAGUCCGUAUGUUCUGAAGAAUUUGUCAACUGAUCUGAAGGGUGUAUACCAUACAUCAUUCAAAGUACCAGAUGUUUACGGAGUAUUCCAGUUUAAGAUUGAGUAUCAGAGGCUUGGGUACUCGAGCUUGAGCCUAUCAAAGCAGAUUCCAGUUCGACCUUUCAGACAUAACGAAUACGAGAGAUUCAUAACAGCUGCUUUUCCUUACUAUGGGGCAUCGUUCUCUAUGAUGGCAGGUUUUCUUCUUUUCACCAUUUUCUACUUGUACAACAAGUAACAAGGGAACCAAGCCAAAGUGGUCAAGAUGCCGAAACAAAGGACUGCAUUUUGCAUGUUGAAGGGAAUGUGUCCCUUAUUUUAUGUCCGUCCUGUAAUAUUUAGGAGUUAGAGGCUCUUGCGAUCUUUAAAUUUAAGACGGAAGUAGGAGUAGAUGUAUAGAGGUUCAAUAGAAACUUUGUCUAUUUAAAUCGUUUGGUAAAUUCGUAGUUCCUUGAAAAUCAUUUUUCUGAAUAGAUUUUAUUUUCUU